AUGUCAUCAACAAUCGAUGGCAGGCCAAAUACCAGCCUCAGUGCGUCAUUCAAGCAAUGGAAAUCAAAGGCGGCCGCAGUACUGGAUCCGCUCAAGGAUCGUGUAGAAAAUACCACCUUGAAAGUACUAGGCCUUUCGGAACUCGUUCCGACGCGGACACCGGAGUAUCAAGAACUGAUCGUGAAGCUAGCUUUAAUCAAUGAACAAGUCCUCCAGCGCAUAUCCCAAGGCCCAACGGCGGAUUCGUCAACGGUUAGGCUAACUGAAUCUCUCACCAAGGCAGCGAACGAGGUCGAAAGUUUUGUUCAAGUUGUUGAAGGACAGGAUUACUCCACAAAAUUUCUCACGGCUGCUCCAGAAACCAUGGCAAAGUUACACAAGAAUCUCGAUUCGAUCGUUGCGCAGUUUGCGCUUGUGCACAGCCUGAGUCUUGCUGCCAAAUUAGAUCAAAUGAGGGCAGAAGAGGGUGUUGUUCGUACAAAACAGAACCAGAUUCCUGCUCUAACCGUGACCGCCGACAUUCCGCCCAAGCCAGUAAACUUCUAUGGCCGAGAUGACAUGCUUAACUCAAUUAUUUCUCUUCUCCUUGGAAACCAAUCGUGUCGCAUUCCCAUUCUCGGCCCUGCAGGAAUUGGCAAGACAUCCCUCGCUGCGGCCAUAAUCAAUGACGAGCAAAUAAAGACGAAGUACGGCCAGUUGAUUUGUUUCGUUUCUUGCGAGGGUGUCGCUUCUGCCGAGGGGAUUCUUCAAGCGUUAAGCGCUUGCUUGAGAUUGACAAACGAGUCGAAUGCUCGGCGUGCAGUACUCGAGCGCCUAGCAACCCGUAUUUUGCGCUCUAGUGAGGAGCUCCUAGGAAAGUUUGCCGAGCUCUUUGGUCUGUCUCUGAUCAUUACCAUGAGAGGAAACGCCCGACCAGCGGGAGUUGCAUGGGAAGCAACUUGCGACCAACCUCUUCAACCUCUUCCUUUGGCUGCCGCUCGUCAGACAUGGAUUGGUAUCACGCGCCGAGAGGACAUGAUCCCCGACGAGCUCCUGCUUGCAUUGGACGGACUACCUCUGGCAAUUACUCUCAUGGCACAUCAAGGACAGCUCCUAGAUCCCGCCGAGCUGAUGGAAGCAUACACGGCUGAGAAGACCGCCUUCCUACAACGCGGUACUUCUGGAAGACUCACAAGCCUCGAUACCUCAAUUCAAUUGUCACUCAAUUCCCACACUAUGAUGCAGAACCCGAACGCACUACACUUACUCUCCGGACUCUCUCUUCUCCCGAAUGGCACUGCGUUGGCUCUGAUCGCCGUGGCACUUGCGUACAAGGAUGGAGGACGUCUGCGGAUACUCUCGCCAAUUCGCGAGUUCAUGCUGCUUCAACACCCGCCUUUUGGCAGCUGGCGUGCCGAGCUACGAGCUUAUUAUAUUGACAUGCUGACGCCGUUCAAUGACAUGGAGCCCGACGCCGAUCCUUCUCCCAAAGCGGUGGAUCAAGUUUCCUGCGAAUUUGGGAAUAUUAAUCCGAUUCUCUCCGACUACUGGUCCUCCAUGCGCAAUGAUCAACGUGACGAGCUAUUUGUGGCCACAAAAAGUCUGGCCUAUUCAUCCAUGCAUAUUCCGUGUGCGGAUUGUUCGCCCCUGCUCACGGAUGCAAUGGUGCAUUUGGAGAGGAGCGAGAGGCGCCGAGAAGCCUUGGAAUGCAGACUGUUGAUUGGUCGGCUCCUGUCAAGACAACUUCGAUUGACGGAAUCUGGAGCACUACUGGAAGAAGUUGAACGGGAAUUCGCGACACUAGGGCACCAAGUUGAAGCACUGGAGUGCGCUUACUUUUUGGGCGAGUCACUUCGUCUGAGAGGUGAUGUCCCAGCUGCCAUUGCCAAGCUUAGAGAGGCCAGCACGGGACUGAAGUCGAUUGGUGAUGGCCCUGAUGAAGCAUUGGAAAGAUUCCAAGCGGCUCAUAGCGUAUAUCAAGCACAGGCAUCCAACCACCGCAUGAGUUCGGCAUGGUUUCUGCGUAGCAUUGCAAGCGUUUUGGCCAUGAAAGGAGAGUGGGAGAAGGCGCAAACGCAUCUAGAAGAGUCAAAAGCCAUAUUUCUUGCCUUUGGAAACAACCGGGAAGUUGCUUAUUGUUUACUCGACCUUGCCAAUGCUCAAAAAUCUCAAAACCGAUGCGACGAAGCCAAACUAACUCUGACAGAGUGUAGAAGGAUGAUUCAAGGACUGGACUUUCACCGUAUUGAUGCGCAGUGCAUGAAGGGAUUCGGUGACAUCCUGCGUAUUCAAGGUCGAUUGCCUGAAGCCGAUGUGAAGCUUGCUGAGGCAGGAUUGGCAUUUCAGCGUGCCAUGGAUGAGGCCAGUGCAGCCCAAUGCCUCCUAAUACGAGGAGAUGUGUUGCAACAACAAGAUAACGACGACGAGGCUCUUAAUCUAAUAGAGCAGGCGAAGACGAAAUUCCAAACCUGCAACAUGACACUCAGUGUGUCACAGUGUUUAUGGACGAUGGCCCGUAUCUUCGGGAAGAAGGAACAACACGAAGAAGCAACCCGGUUGCUGGAACAGUCAAGAAGGCUCUCUGAAGAUCUCGGGGACGAGCAGGGCAUUUUCCAAUGUGCCGUUAUUGAAGGGGAGUUGCUUUAUCUUCAGGACCGCUCCGUGGAGGUCAUUCUGAAGCUGUCAGCGACCCUCGAGCUUGUCGACAAAUUUACGUCCCUUGCGACAACUGGCAAUUACAUCCUCCGUCGUGCGCACAGCCAGCUAGGCCAGAAAGAAGAGGCCCAGAGGGCGUUCACUAGAGUCAUAGAAAUAUCUGGAGGUACUGGACUUGAUUGCGAGUUGGCAGAAAAAGCUUUGGCUGAGCUUUGCGGCGUUGAUUCCUGA
Molecule: messenger RNA, 2865 nt
Organism: Dacryopinax primogenitus
Lineage: Eukaryota; Fungi; Basidiomycota; Dacrymycetes; Dacrymycetales; Dacrymycetaceae
Exons: 9
Coding region: 1-2865 (954 amino acids)
Molecular function (GO): ADP binding; protein binding
Source: RefSeq, a predicted model, not a curated record